UCACCAUGGAUGAAAAAUCUGAUCUGAUGCUGCUCAACCCUGUCACCGGUGACAAGAUUGCACUCCCUCCCGUGACAACCAUGGAGCAUGUUAAACCUGUCCUAAACGGUGACGGGGUUCUUGAAGAGUACAAGGUGUCUUUCUACCACGGAAAGCUUCCGAGGGUGGAGAGGACACCAUAUGUAUGUUCAUUGGAUAGGUGCGGUGAAACCAUCUACAUAAAGGCGACUUUGUCGUCCGAUCCAUCGACAGGCGAAUGCAUUGUCAUGCUCAUCCAUCAGCCGUACUGGCAGCUCUCGUUCGCCAAAGUGGGAGAUGCUCGGUGGAACUGGCUCCAAAUGCAUAGUUUCUAUGCAGAUUGCAUGUACCAUGAUGGUUGUGUCUAUGCAGUGACUGAAGAAGGUGCGAUUGAUAUGUACAAUCUAGAUGGACCAUCCGUCAUCCACAGAAGAAUUUUACCAGAUAUGGUUGAUAUGGUCCAGAGGUACUACAUUGUUCAGGCACCAUGGGGAGAUUUUCUCCAAAUCUACAAGAAGCGGGACUGGGAUCCUGAACGACCGGUUGGUGAGACAUAUGCCACCGCUUUCGAAGUGUACAAGGUUGAUUUUGUCAAGCAGAAGCGUGUUAAGAUGGCAGGGAUAGGUGACUAUGCGUUGUUUACCGGGAAAAGCACGACAUCUUGCUUUAGCGUGAAGGAUCAUCCAGGCUUGAUGUCAAACCAUGUAUAUUAUACUCAUGAUGAUCAUGAAGAUUUAUUCGACUGCAAAGAUGAUCCUCGUGACAUAGGGGUGUACAACUUGGAGAACAAUACCAGGGCCAAGUUGGUUGAUCCUGAACCCUGGAGGACGUGGUUCCCUCCCAUAUGGUGCACACCCAACCUUGCAAAAGCAGGAUUUCCAGAUGAUAAUGGUGGGGCGCAAUAGGAUCAAGUCCGAAGACAACGGCCAAUUGCUUCCUGAUAUUCCGUCUUGUGGCACUCUUUGCCGGGUCCACUAUGGAGGGAGAUGUUGCCAAUGGACUUGACAUGUAGCACUAGUCAUGUAGUAGUGGCCUUUUUUCUUUGAUGAUGAUGAAGUUCGCCUCUGUGUAAUUUGCUUUCGAAGUUUUGAAUUUCAAGUGGGCUAUGAGUGAACUCAUCCCCGGCGUCCGAUGUUGUGUCAUCUUGUACUACUACUACGGUCUUUGAAAUUGACAGAAGCUGGGGCACCCCUUCUCUUCCUGUUACUUUGUACUCCUUUGAACUAAAACCAUGACAGAUGUUUUGGAACC
Molecule: messenger RNA, 1269 nt
Organism: Triticum dicoccoides
Lineage: Eukaryota; Viridiplantae; Streptophyta; Magnoliopsida; Poales; Poaceae
Exons: 2
Coding region: 6-923 (305 amino acids)
Source: RefSeq, a predicted model, not a curated record